This is a messenger RNA of Ogataea philodendri, 1461 nucleotides long. RefSeq lists its product as uncharacterized. Gene Ontology annotation, biological process: mitotic sister chromatid segregation; cell division. Lineage: Eukaryota; Fungi; Ascomycota; Pichiomycetes; Pichiales; Pichiaceae. Bases 1 to 1461 code for a protein of 486 amino acids. The record is from RefSeq and is a predicted model, not a curated record. Gene Ontology annotation, cellular component: MIS12/MIND type complex. The transcript has a single exon.
AUGUCUGGAAGACAGCGACCUAAAGGUGAGGAUUUAUCUCAGGGACAACUGAAUUCGUCUUCUGUGCUCGAGAAGACUGGAUCUGGUCGACUGGGAAAGUUGUUAUCGCAGGAGUCUGCCGAAAGAUCUUCUCUGCCACAUACAAAUGACGAUUUUGAAGAAGAAGAUGACGGGUUUGUUUUUAAAAGAGGUUCACAACCACAAGCACCCAAGAAAGCUCCAGGUAAACGGGGCAGGCCUCCAGGCUCUAAGAACAAACCAAAAGCGUUGGUAGAGAAGCAGACCUCUAAACGACAAAAACCAAGCGUGACUGCCCCAACAACCAAACGCACAAAGACAUCCCUACUUGACGAGCUAGAAGAAGAUCCCAUUGAAGGGUCAGACGAGGAAGAUGAUAAGAUUUUUUCUCUGGAGACUAUCCCAAAGCCAAAGCCAAAACCAAAACCAAAACCUAGAGCCAAACCCAAAGCUGCACAACCCGUGGAGAAGCCCAAACGAGGGAGGAAACCUAAAGCGAAGCCAGCUGUGGAGGAAGCUCCUGUUGUGGAGCAAGAAGAGGAGAUCGUUGAGGAGACUGUUGAGCCUACAAAGUCAGUCCAGCCAAAGAAGUCCGCAUUAUCUCAAUGGCUAUCGCAAACACGAACCAAACCGGUCGAUUCCAAUACGGCAAACACAAGCAAGCGCCGGUCAUCGUUGAGCAACCGAGGAAAACGACUUUCUUCAGUCGGCAACGGAUUUGUGGCCGAGCCGCACCCCGAGAUCCCUGACGAGGAGCUUUACAAGCAUAUUUCUCAGGACCUUCCUGAUCCGCACAAGAUGAGACAGUUACUGGUUUGGUGUGCCAAGCGGGCGGCCAAAGAGACUUCGAAGAAAAAGAACAGCACUGCGAAGAACAUUGCGAACGUGAUCAAGGAUGAGAUCAUCAGGGAUCUUGCAGACGGCAAGAUUAGCACGAGCUGGUGGGUGGCAGAUAACGACGAUUCGGAAACCGACCAGCGGAGCAAUGCAGACCUGAAUAAACCAAUUAUCGUGCGACCAAACCGGGCCAACCAGGAGAACUUGCAGACACUGGAAACGUUCGAAAAGAAGUUGGAAGAGCUUAAUAAGGAGGAGGAUCAGUGGAGAGAAUUAGGUCGGCUGGCAUUGCCAGUGAAAAUCGAGUUACCCGAGAAAAAUGACUCGCAGGCGUUGGUGGACGGGAAGUUGGGCGAGAUCGCGGACCAACUACAGGUGUUGGAGACGUACCAGAAACAGCUGGAUAGAUUACGACUGGUGCGUGUUUUGGAGAACAUCAAGCUAAUGGUGCACAAGCUGAAGCAGUCAAAGAAUGCUGUGAACGAGCUGACAGAAAAGAAGAUCCGGGAGAUCUCCGCCAAGAUGACACAGCUGAUCGAGCACGACGACGAGGGCCACAAGUUCUCGUCUGUGGAUCUCUUAAAAGGGUUUUCGGAGCUGGGGUAA